Molecule: messenger RNA, 1932 nt
Organism: Andrographis paniculata
Lineage: Eukaryota; Viridiplantae; Streptophyta; Magnoliopsida; Lamiales; Acanthaceae
Product: germacrene A synthase-like
Exons: 7
Coding region: 70-1746 (558 amino acids)
Biological process (GO): diterpenoid biosynthetic process
Molecular function (GO): terpene synthase activity; magnesium ion binding
Source: RefSeq, a predicted model, not a curated record
AAUAUAAAAUAUAAACCGCAGCUAUAGAGAGACUCUCUGUGUGUUCUCUGACUGAUAGAAAAAGUAUCAAUGGCUGAAAAUGGUGUCAAUAACUUGGGCAAGGAAGUCGGAGAUCAUCGCUGUGUUGUCGGUAACUUCCCUCCAAGUCUAUGGGGUGAUUUGUUCCUCAGAUAUACCCCUAAUGAUCAGCUCAUGCAAGAAUAUUCGAAAGAGAUUGAAGCGUUGAAGGAUAAAGCUAGGAAUAUGCUAACAAUUCCUACGAGUUUCAACAACAUCGUCGAAACAAUGGACCUAAUUGACACAUUCGAACGCCUAGGCUUGUCUUACCACUUUGAAGACGAGAUUAAUGACAAGUUGGAAAAUUAUUUCAAUCUUGAUGUGGAUUAUAAGAAUGAAACCUACGAUCUACGUACCGUAGCACUUCACUUUCGAUUAUUCAGAGCGCACGGCUACCAUGUGUCCCCGGAUGUUUUUAGUAAAUUCAAGGAUGGUGAACGGAAUUUCCAAGAAGUCCUAAAGAAUGAUGUGAGGGGUUUGUUAAGCCUAUACGAAGGAGCUCAUCUACGAGUACAUGGAGAGGACAUCCUCGACGAGGCUCUUGUUUUUGCAACAUCAAAUCUCAAGUCCGCAACAAAAAAUCUCGAUUCACCCCUUAAAGAAGAAGUCGAGCAUGCUCUAGCGCAGCCAUUGCAUUUAAGCAUUCCUAGACUUGAAGCGAGGAAGUUUAUCUCAAUCUAUAAAAAACGGGAAAAAAAGUACAACAUCCUUCUUAGAUUUGCGAAAUUGGACUUUAAUUUAUUGCAGAUGUUUCACCGAAAAGAGCUCUAUGAAAUCUCAAGGUGGUGGAAGGAAUUGGAUAUUCCGACGAGAGUUCCAUAUGCUAGAGACAGAGUAGUCGAAUGUUAUUUUUGGACAAUAGCGAUGCAUUAUGAACCUCAAUAUUCUCAUUCCCGAGCUUUACUAACAAAAGAUCUUGCAGCUGCAAUAACCUUAAUCGAUGAUACAUAUGAUUCUUAUGGUACAAUAGAAGAACUUGAUCUUAUUACCGAGGCUAUUCAGAGAUGGGAUAUUAACGAGAUCGAUCGAACACCGGACUACUUUAGAUCAUCCUACAAAACACUUUUGGAAAUGUUUGAACAAUUUGAAGAAGAAUUAGAAGCUAAAGGUCAAUCUUAUGGAAUAUACUAUGCCAAAGAAACACUUAAAGAACUAGUGAGGGCCUACAAUGUUGAGGCUAAAUGGUUCAUUGAGGGAAACUUGCCAACAUUUGAUCGAUAUCUAAGUAAUGCUACAGUUACUUGCACCGCUUACCAUUUUCCAAUCGCUGCAAUAUUAGGAACAAAAUUUGCAACGAAAGAAGCCUACGAAUGGAUGAUGUCGAAACCAAAGGUACUAAAGGCCUGCAGCACAAUCUGUCGUCUCAUUGAUGAUGCAGCUACAUACGAGGUUGAAAGAGAAGUCAGGGGCCACAGUGCUACUGGCAUUGGAUGUUAUAUGCACAACAAAGGCGUCGCAGUUGAAGAAGCUAUAGCUAAAUUCUAUGAGAUGGCUAGUAAUGCUUGGAAGGACAUGAAUGAGGAGCUACUCAAGCCAACUACACACUCGAGGGAUGUUCUGAUACGAAUCUUGAAUCUUGCACGUCUAGUUGAAGUUACUUACAAGGAUAGUCAAGAUGGAUAUACACAACCGGAGAAGGUUACAAAAGCACACAUCAUGGCGUUGUUCGUGGAUCCCGUCAAUAUUUAAGAUUUAGAUUCAUCUCAAUAUUGUGUUCCAUAUGUUUCUUUGUAUUUGUGUGAUCAAACAUAACAAACACUUAUAUAUGCUUAUGUGAGAAUAAGAGCUGGGAAUGCUCGUGUAUCCUGACUGCAAUUUAUAUGUAUGUUUGAGUGAUUUAUAUCCUUUUACAGUAGUGAGAUUAUAUUAAAGAUA